Messenger RNA from Fusarium redolens, 1486 nucleotides. Its product is annotated as S-adenosyl-L-methionine-dependent methyltransferase. The record is from RefSeq and is a predicted model, not a curated record. Gene Ontology annotation, biological process: ergosterol biosynthetic process. Bases 170 to 1318 code for a protein of 382 amino acids. Gene Ontology annotation, molecular function: sterol 24-C-methyltransferase activity. Gene Ontology annotation, cellular component: endoplasmic reticulum. The transcript is spliced from 4 exons. Lineage: Eukaryota; Fungi; Ascomycota; Sordariomycetes; Hypocreales; Nectriaceae.
AGGCCGUCCCUCUGCGCAACCUUCUGCCAUUAAAACCAACCCGCUCCCUUUAGAUUUCUACUUUUCAAUCGAUCAUUAAUUCGCCUGCUGUCCUUCUCUUCUCUGCCUUGACUUCGAUUCUCUUCAACAACCUUCUCCUUUCCCUUCAACACUUUACACCAUAUUCAACAUGGUUGCCUCAUCUACCGCCUCCAACCUCGAGCGCGAGGAUCACCAGCGCGAUGCCGACUUCAACAAGGCCAUGCACGGAUCCUCUGCCCAGGCCCGAGGAGGUGUUGCUGCCAUGUUCCGAAAGGGCGGUUCUGCUAAGCAGGCUGCUGUCGACGAGUACUUCAAGCACUGGGAUAACAAGCGCGCUGAGGACGAGACUCCUGAGGAGCGAGCUGCCCGUACAGCCGAAUACGCCACUUUGACUCGACACUACUACAACCUUGCUACCGAUCUCUACGAGUAUGGCUGGGGCCAGUCCUUCCACUUCUGUCGAUUCUCCCAGGGCGAGCCCUUUUACCAGGCCAUUGCCCGCCAUGAGCACUACCUUGCUCACCAGAUCGGCAUCAAGGAGGGCAUGAAGGUUCUCGACGUCGGUUGCGGUGUUGGUGGUCCCGCUCGCGAGAUCGCCAAGUUCACUGGUGCCCACAUCACUGGUCUUAACAACAACGACUACCAGAUUGAGCGUGCUACCCACUACGCUUUCAAGGAGGGUCUGUCAGACCAGCUCAAGUUUGUCAAGGGUGACUUUAUGCAAAUGUCCUUCCCUGACAACAGCUUCGAUGCCGUCUAUGCCAUUGAGGCUACUUGCCACGCUCCCACUCUCAAGGGCAUCUACAGCGAGAUCUUCCGAGUUCUCAAGCCCGGUGGUGUCUUCGGUGUGUACGAGUGGCUCAUGACCGAUGAGUACGACAACGAUAACCUCCGCCACCGUGAGAUUCGAUUGGGUAUCGAGCAGGGUGAUGGUAUCUCCAACAUGUGCAAGGUCUCUGAGGGGCUUGACGCCAUCAAGGACUCUGGUUUCGAGAUGCUCCACCACGAGGAUCUGGCUAUGCGCCCUGAUGCUCUCCCAUGGUACUGGCCCCUGGCUGGUGAGCUCCGCUACAUUCAGUCCGUUGGUGACAUCUUCACCAUUGUGCGCAUGACCACCUGGGGACGAACCAUUGCCCACGGUCUGGCUGGUCUCCUUGAGACAUUCAAGCUUGCUCCUGCUGGUACCAAGAAGACUGCUGACAGUCUGGCUCUCGCUGCCGACUGCUUGGUCGCUGGUGGUCGGGAUCACCUCUUCACCCCCAUGUACCUCAUGGUGGCUCGCAAGCCUGCUGCGUAAAGCAACAGACUUAUGACAACAAAAUUCCAAAACAAAAACAUCUUAUGAAGAUAAAAAGGGCAAAUCAUGCUGGCUGAUGAUGCAUACAUAUAUGAAGUGGCCGGCCUCAAGAUAUAGAGGAUCCAGAAGGCAGAGGAGUUUGGGGACAAUACUGGCUUAUAAUUGUAA